AUGUUCCAUUCAUCGAAGCCGUACUCGGCCGUCACCGUACAGGUUGAGGUUCUGACCAGUGAACAAUAUGAGGUGGAAGAUUCCAGUGGUAUCGUUGACCUGAUAGAGGUUGUCCGCAUACAGGCCAGCGGACCACAAGAAGCCAGUAGGGCACUACGCAAAAAACUGAAAUAUGGCAAUGUUCAUCGACAGCUUCGCUCUCUCACCAUAUUAGACUUCCUGGUUCAAAAUGCAGGCGAGAGGUUCCUUCGCGAUUUCGCCGACGAGUCGCUCCUGGAAAGACUGCGCAUCGCGGGAACAGAUCCCAUCUCCGAUCCCUUGGUCAAGCAGAAAUGUAAACAGAUAUUCGGUCAAUGGGCUAGCACGUACAAGAAUACACCAGGCAUGGCUCGUAUUACGGGACUCUACAAGCAGCUUCCGCGGAAACAACCUGCCACGCAAGCCAAGGCCAAGGUUCUCCGUGAGGGUGUUGACCACGCUGGACCACCCAUGGGACACACGGUUUCGAUAUCGACAGGUCACGGCCCCUCAAAGUCUUUGAGUGACCCCAAAUACAAGAACAAGAAAGUUAAGGAAAAGGAAAAGAAGGACAAGCAAAGGAAGAGAGAAAGCAUGUUUUCUGUAAGCUCCCUAAGCUCGAGAAACUUUAACAUGGAGCGCGAACGGCCAGAGAUCCUGCAAACACUGGCUUCAUCUUCUGUCGCCAGUACCAAUCUUCUGAACGCGCUGAAAUUGGUGAAUCGCGAGACCACUCGAGUGAGUGAGGAUGCCGAAUGCGUUAAUCGAUUUGAAAAGUGUAAGACACUACGACAUCAAAUCCUGCGAUACAUACAGAAUAUCGAAAGUGGGGAGCUCCUUGGAGGAUUGAUUCACGCAAAUGAGGAGCUCGUAACGGCAUUGAUGGCUUUUGAAGUGCUGGACAAGAGCGUCGACUAUGAUAGUGACAGUGAUGAUGAUGAUGUUAUGUCACCGCAUUGGAAAUCGAAAAUGGAUAUUGAGGAGGAGAUGAACAACGCUUUUAGUGGAUUGUCUGUCAACCCAGCUAAGCCCCCGCGGCCACCUCGACCUCUCAGCAUGCCGCCUGCUUCGUAUUCGCGGCGCGUCUAUGUCAGUGAGAGUGAAUCAGAACAGGAAGAUGACGAUGAUGAGAACAAUCCUUUUGGGGAUCGCAAUGCUAUUACCUCGACAGCUGAAAAUAAGGGUUAUAGCUGGUAG
This is a messenger RNA of Penicillium taxi, 1215 nucleotides long. RefSeq names its product LSB5 family protein. NCBI's taxonomy places the organism in Eukaryota, Fungi, Ascomycota, Eurotiomycetes, Eurotiales, Aspergillaceae. The coding region runs from base 1 to 1215 and encodes 404 amino acids. Gene Ontology annotation, biological process: actin filament organization; endocytosis; actin cortical patch localization. The record is from RefSeq and is a predicted model, not a curated record. The transcript is spliced from 3 exons. Gene Ontology annotation, molecular function: ubiquitin binding; phosphatidylinositol binding. Gene Ontology annotation, cellular component: actin cortical patch.